AUUUUGUUGGCAACUCUAUUUCUGCGAGUCGAUUAGAAAACGUUUGCACACAUUUUUUCCGCAGAUAUUUUAUCAAAAAUAAAGAAAAAUAUCAAUUUUUUAUCUUCAUAAUCCUGUGAAAACGAUAAUAUAACUUACGAUAAAUAGGGUUUGCGGUCCACUUGUUUAUAGCAAAGGCAUACGAAAAUGUCGUUGCCACCAUAUAUGAUACCACCCAAUGCCUGGGCGGCACAAAUAAUGGCGCAGCAGCACGCUCAGGCUUAUGCUGCUGCCGCUCAGGUGCAGCAAGCACAAAUGCACGCACAUCAAAUGGCUAAUCAAAUACAACAAAUACCUCCACCGGGCGCACCGUUGGCAGGGCCAAUGACAAACGGCAAUGUUGGGAUGCAACCAGGUGGAAUGGGGGGUGGUGGUAUAACUCAAGCAAACCUUGGACAAAUACCGACGCCCAAACCGGACAUAAUUACUGAGGAAAAAUUACAAGAAAAAGCGCAAAAAUGGCAGCAAUUGCAAUCGAAGCGAUUUGCAGAGAAACGAAAGUUCGGAUUCGUAGAUGCGCAAAAAGAGGACAUGCCUCCAGAGCACAUCCGCAAAAUUAUACGGGAUCAUGGUGAUAUGACAUCGCGCAAAUAUAGACAUGACAAGCGUGUAUACCUAGGUGCCUUGAAAUACAUGCCACAUGCUGUGUUAAAACUACUUGAGAACAUGCCAAUGCCCUGGGAGCAGAUACGAGAUGUGCAGGUGUUGUAUCACAUAACAGGUGCCAUCACAUUCGUCAAUGAAAUACCAUGGGUUAUUGAGCCAGUUUAUAUUGCUCAAUGGGGAACCAUGUGGAUUAUGAUGCGUCGAGAAAAACGUGAUCGUCGCCAUUUCAAACGUAUGCGCUUUCCACCCUUCGAUGAUGAGGAACCGCCAUUGGACUAUGCAGACAACGUUUUGGACGUGGAACCUUUGGAAGCCAUUCAGAUCGAUUUAGAUUCAGAGGAAGAUGGCGCCGUUUAUAAAUGGUUCUACGAACAUAGACCAUUAGUUGGUACUCCGUAUGUUAAUGGCUCAACAUAUCGUAAAUGGAACUUAACUUUGCCACAAUUGGCUACAUUGUACCGUUUGGCCAAUCAGUUGCUGACAGAUUUGGUAGAUGAUAAUUUCUUUUAUCUUUUCGACCCGAAAAGUUUCUUUACGGCUAAAGCAUUGAAUAUGGCUAUACCAGGUGGUCCCAAAUUUGAGCCUCUUAUAAAAGACCACAACGUUGGCGAUGAAGAUUGGAAUGAAUUCAAUGACAUUAACAAAGUUAUAAUACGGCAGCCGAUUCGCACGGAAUAUCGCAUUGCUUUCCCUUACCUUUACAAUAAUAUGCCACAUUUCGUGCACCUUUCCUGGUAUCACACACCCAACGUGGUUUAUAUUAAAACUGAAGAUCCCGAUUUGCCCGCUUUUUACUUUGAUCCACUCAUCAAUCCUAUUUCACAUCGCCAUGCUAAUGCUAAAGUGGUAGAGCCUAUGCCAGAUGAUGACGAGGACUUCUCUUUGCCCGAUGAGGUACAGCCCUUCCUGCAGGACACACCGCUUUACACUGAUAAUACAGCCAAUGGUAUAGCGUUGCUUUGGGCACCGAGGCCUUUCAAUCUACGUUCGGGUCGUUCGCGACGCGCUAUAGAUGUGCCGCUCGUGAAAAGUUGGUACAAAGAACAUUGUCCACCUGGUCACCCAGUCAAAGUACGUGUGAGCUACCAAAAACUUUUGAAAUAUUACGUUUUAAAUGCACUGAAGCAUCGCAAACCAAAACCACAAAAGAAGAGGUACCUAUUUCGUUCAUUCAAAGCGACGAAGUUUUUCCAAACCACAACUCUGGACUGGGUGGAAGCUGGCUUGCAAGUUUGCCGACAGGGCUAUAACAUGCUUAAUUUACUGAUUCAUCGUAAAAAUCUUAACUACUUACAUCUGGAUUACAAUUUCAAUUUGAAGCCGGUUAAAACAUUGACGACUAAGGAGCGAAAAAAGUCACGUUUCGGCAAUGCGUUCCAUUUGUGCCGUGAAAUUCUGCGGCUAACCAAGCUUAUCAUCGAUUCGCACGUUCAAUAUCGUCUUAAUAAUGUUGACGCUUUUCAGCUGGCGGAUGGACUGCAAUACAUUUUUGCGCAUGUCGGUCAGCUAACUGGCAUGUAUCGUUACAAGUACAAGUUAAUGCGACAGAUACGCAUGUGCAAAGAUUUGAAACAUCUAAUAUAUUAUCGCUUCAACACGGGACCUGUGGGUAAGGGUCCUGGGUGUGGUUUUUGGGCGCCAGGUUGGCGUGUUUGGUUAUUCUUCAUGCGCGGUAUAACUCCUUUGUUAGAACGCUGGCUGGGCAAUUUGUUGUCUCGACAAUUUGAGGGUCGCCACUCCAAGGGCGUUGCCAAAACUGUUACAAAACAACGUGUAGAGUCACAUUUUGAUCUAGAGUUGCGUGCUUCUGUCAUGCACGAUAUCGUUGAUAUGAUGCCCGAAGGUAUUAAACAAAAUAAGGCACGUACAAUAUUGCAACACUUAUCGGAAGCGUGGCGUUGUUGGAAGGCGAAUAUACCAUGGAAAGUACCUGGGCUACCUAUACCCAUAGAGAAUAUGAUUUUGCGCUAUGUUAAGAUGAAGGCCGACUGGUGGACUAACACCGCGCACUACAAUCGAGAACGUAUACGUCGUGGCGCUACAGUCGAUAAAACUGUUUGUAAAAAGAAUUUAGGUCGGCUAACACGUCUUUAUCUGAAAGCUGAGCAGGAGCGUCAGCAUAAUUAUCUAAAAGAUGGUCCAUACAUAUCACCCGAAGAGGCUGUAGCCAUUUACACGACAACGGUGCAUUGGCUGGAGUCACGGCGCUUCGGCCCGAUUCCAUUCCCACCACUUUCCUAUAAACACGAUACUAAACUACUGAUUUUGGCAUUAGAACGUCUGAAGGAAGCCUACAGCGUUAAAUCGCGUUUAAAUCAGAGUCAACGCGAAGAAUUGGGUCUCAUUGAGCAGGCUUACGAUAAUCCACAUGAAGCGUUGUCGCGUAUAAAACGUCACUUGUUAACACAGCGUGCGUUCAAGGAGGUUGGUAUUGAGUUUAUGGACUUGUAUAGUCAUUUAAUACCAGUGUAUGAUGUUGAACCGCUAGAGAAAAUAACGGAUGCCUAUUUGGAUCAAUAUUUGUGGUAUGAGGCAGACAAACGUCGCCUCUUUCCGCCAUGGAUUAAACCGAGUGACACUGAGCCACCACCAUUAUUGGCGUAUAAGUGGUGUCAAGGCAUCAACAAUCUACAGGAUGUUUGGGACGUAGGCGAGGGCGAAUGCAACGUUUUGCUGGAAUCACGAUUCGAAAAACUUUACGAAAAGAUUGAUUUAACACUUCUCAAUCGUUUGCUACGUCUUAUUGUGGAUCAUAAUAUUGCGGAUUACAUGACAGCUAAGAAUAACGUCGUCAUUAACUACAAGGACAUGAACCACACCAACAGUUAUGGCAUUAUAAGAGGUCUACAGUUCUCUUCGUUUAUAACGCAGUACUAUGGAUUGGUUUUGGAUUUGUUAGUGCUUGGGCUGCAUCGCGCCAGUGAGAUGGCUGGACCACCACAAAUGCCUAACGACUUUUUGACGUUCCAGGAUACAGUCACUGAGACAGCACAUCCUAUACGUUUAUAUUGCCGAUAUGUGGAUCGCAUUCAUUUGUUCUUCCGCUUUUCGGCGGAAGAGGCUCGUGAUUUAAUUCAGCGUUAUCUCACCGAACAUCCAGAUCCAAAUAAUGAAAAUAUUGUUGGCUACAACAACAAAAAGUGCUGGCCCAGAGACGCGCGUAUGCGAUUGAUGAAGCACGAUGUCAACUUGGGCCGCGCUGUUUUCUGGGAUAUUAAGAAUCGAUUACCACGCUCGGUUACAACAAUUAACUGGGAGAAUACUUUCGUUUCAGUCUACUCAAAAGAUAAUCCGAAUCUAUUAUUUAAUAUGUGCGGUUUUGAAUGCCGAAUUCUACCAAAGUGUCGUACGCAAACUGAAGAAUUUACACAUCGUGAUGGUGUCUGGAAUUUACAAAAUGAAGUAACAAAGGAGCGCACGGCUCAAUGUUUUUUGCGUGUUGAUGACGAAUCGUUGGGACGUUUCCAUAAUCGUGUCCGCCAAAUUCUUAUGGCGUCUGGCUCAACAACGUUUACGAAGAUUGUGAAUAAAUGGAAUACUGCGCUUAUUGGUUUAAUGACUUACUUCCGCGAAGCCGUAGUAAAUACACAAGAAUUACUGGAUUUACUUGUGAAGUGCGAAAACAAAAUACAGACUCGUAUCAAAAUUGGUCUCAACUCUAAAAUGCCCUCACGUUUCCCACCUGUGGUGUUCUACACGCCGAAAGAAUUGGGUGGUUUGGGCAUGUUGAGCAUGGGUCACGUGCUUAUUCCGCAAUCCGAUUUGCGUUGGUCUAAGCAAACUGAUGUUGGUAUUACACAUUUCCGCUCAGGUAUGUCGCAUGACGAGGAUCAAUUGAUUCCAAAUUUAUAUCGUUAUAUUCAACCAUGGGAGAGUGAAUUCAUUGAUUCUCAGCGUGUUUGGGCCGAAUAUGCGCUGAAGCGUCAGGAGGCAAAUGCUCAAAAUCGCCGUCUAACAUUGGAAGAUCUCGAAGACAGUUGGGACCGUGGUAUUCCACGUAUAAACACACUCUUCCAAAAAGAUCGUCAUACACUGGCCUAUGAUAAGGGAUGGCGCAUACGCACGGAAUUCAAACAAUAUCAAGUAUUGAAACAAAACCCCUUCUGGUGGACGCAUCAACGUCACGACGGUAAAUUGUGGAAUCUUAACAACUAUCGUACGGACAUGAUACAGGCAUUGGGUGGCGUUGAAGGUAUUCUAGAGCAUACACUCUUCAAGGGUACCUACUUCCCAACGUGGGAGGGUCUUUUCUGGGAGAAAGCAUCUGGUUUUGAAGAGUCCAUGAAGUACAAAAAAUUGACAAAUGCGCAGCGUUCCGGUUUAAAUCAAAUUCCUAACCGUCGUUUUACGCUAUGGUGGUCACCAACUAUAAAUCGAGCUAAUGUGUACGUUGGUUUCCAAGUACAACUCGACUUGACUGGUAUUUUCAUGCAUGGCAAAAUUCCCACCUUGAAAAUUUCGUUGAUUCAAAUAUUCCGUGCUCACUUGUGGCAAAAAAUACACGAAUCGAUUGUUAUGGAUUUGUGUCAGGUAUUCGAUCAAGAAUUGGACGCACUGGAAAUCGAAACGGUUCAAAAAGAGACUAUACAUCCACGUAAAUCGUAUAAGAUGAAUUCAUCUUGUGCUGAUAUAUUGCUAUUCCCUGCUUAUAAAUGGAACGUAUCGCGACCAUCUUUGCUGGCGGACACAAAAGACACAAUGGACAAUACAACAACACAAAAAUACUGGUUAGAUAUACAGUUGCGUUGGGGCGAUUACGAUUCACACGAUGUAGAACGUUAUGCACGUGCGAAAUUCCUUGACUACACCACAGACAACAUGUCUAUCUAUCCCUCACCGACUGGUGUACUCAUCGCCAUAGACUUGGCAUAUAAUUUACACUCGGCUUAUGGCAACUGGUUCCCCGGCUGCAAGACGCUCAUACAACAAGCUAUGGCUAAAAUUAUGAAGGCUAAUCCUGCGCUGUAUGUGUUGCGCGAACGUAUACGAAAAGCGUUGCAACUAUAUUCUUCUGAACCAACUGAACCUUAUCUGAGUUCACAAAAUUAUGGUGAAUUGUUUUCGAAUCAGAUUAUAUGGUUUGUGGACGACACGAAUGUAUAUCGUGUAACUAUACAUAAAACAUUCGAAGGCAAUCUGACAACGAAACCCAUCAACGGCGCAAUUUUCAUAUUUAAUCCACGUACUGGUCAAUUGUUCUUGAAAAUCAUUCAUACGUCUGUAUGGGCUGGUCAAAAACGUCUGGGUCAGUUGGCCAAAUGGAAGACAGCGGAAGAAGUAGCGGCAUUAAUUCGAUCCUUGCCCGUUGAAGAACAACCUAAACAGAUCAUCGUAACUCGUAAGGGUAUGUUGGAUCCAUUGGAAGUGCAUUUGUUAGAUUUCCCAAAUAUUGUGAUCAAAGGCUCUGAACUGCAACUGCCAUUCCAGGCUUGCCUUAAAGUUGAGAAAUUCGGUGACUUAAUUUUGAAAGCCACUGAACCACAAAUGGUGCUGUUUAAUCUCUAUGAUGAUUGGCUGAAGACCAUCUCUUCCUACACAGCAUUCAGUCGAUUGAUUUUAAUUUUGCGUGCACUACAUGUGAAUACCGAACGUACAAAAAUCAUAUUGAAACCAGAUAAGACAACCAUAACUGAGGCUCAUCACAUCUGGCCAACACUCACCGACGAGGAGUGGAUAAAGGUUGAAGUACAGCUUAAAGAUUUGAUUUUGGCCGAUUACGGCAAGAAGAAUAACGUGAAUGUGGCCUCACUUACGCAAUCUGAAAUACGUGAUAUUAUUUUGGGCAUGGAAAUUAGUGCACCAUCGGCGCAACGUCAACAAAUUGCUGAAAUUGAAAAGCAGACGAAGGAGCAAAAUCAAUUGACGGCAACGACGACGCGUACAACGAACAAACAUGGCGAUGAAAUUAUUACCUCGACCACAUCGAACUAUGAAACUCAAACAUUUAGCUCGAAAACAGAGUGGCGUGUGCGUGCUAUAUCUGCAACAAAUCUACAUCUGCGUACGAAUCACAUUUAUGUCAGUUCGGACGAUAUCAAAGAGACUGGGUACACCUAUAUAUUACCGAAAAACAUACUAAAGAAAUUUGUAACGAUUUCCGAUUUGCGUGCACAAAUUGCCGGAUACCUGUAUGGCGUGAGUCCUCCCGAUAAUCCACAGGUUAAAGAAAUCCGUUGCAUUGUUAUGCCUCCACAAUGGGGCACACAUCAGACUAUAAACCUGCCCAACACUCUUCCCACACAUCAGUAUCUGAAAGAUAUGGAGCCACUCGGUUGGAUACAUACACAGCCGAAUGAGUUGCCACAACUGUCGCCGCAAGAUAUCACCACACACGCAAAAAUUAUGCAAGAAAAUGCAACGUGGGAUGGUGAAAAGACCAUAGUUAUAACCUGUUCUUUUACGCCUGGCUCGUGUUCGCUGACUGCUUACAAGUUAACGCCAUCCGGUUUUGAGUGGGGCUCUAAGAAUACAGAUAAAGGUAAUAAUCCUAAAGGUUACUUACCAUCACACUACGAGCGCGUCCAGAUGCUGCUGUCGAAUAAAUUCCUCGGCUUCUUUAUGGUGCCAUCACAGGGCAGUUGGAAUUACAACUUUAUGGGUGUGCGGCACGAUGCAAGUAUGAAGUAUGAGCUGCAAUUGUCGAAUCCUAAGGAAUUCUAUCACGAAAUACAUCGACCUUCACACUUUUUAUUAUUUUCCAAUUUGGAAGAUGCUGGCGACGGGUCGGGUGCCGAUCGUGAGGAUGUGUUUGCGUAGUUUGACAAACACUCAGCAGAGAUAUGUUUAAUCUUUUUCGUAUUUUUAUGUAACUUGAUUUUAGUUAACUUCAUAUGUAUGUAUAUUGUAAAAGAAAUUCAACCAUCGUAAAUUGAAAUAUGGCGAUCGAGCUGUGUAGACUUCAUUAAGAUCAUAAUUAUAGCAAUUUGUUUGAAACAGAAAACGUAAAUAUUUUCAGACUUACAAAUUUAAAACGGACUACAGACAACAAAUAAAUUAAUAAUUUACAAA
Messenger RNA from Rhagoletis zephyria (snowberry fruit fly), 7653 nucleotides. RefSeq names its product pre-mRNA processing factor 8 (gene Prp8). NCBI's taxonomy places the organism in Eukaryota, Metazoa, Arthropoda, Insecta, Diptera, Tephritidae. Gene Ontology annotation, molecular function: pre-mRNA intronic binding; protein binding; U2 snRNA binding. The record is from RefSeq and is a predicted model, not a curated record. Gene Ontology annotation, cellular component: catalytic step 2 spliceosome; U5 snRNP. Gene Ontology annotation, biological process: mRNA splicing, via spliceosome; spliceosomal tri-snRNP complex assembly.